CGAGCGUAACGUGGCUCGUGAACUAUUGUUCAGUUCGCAUAACGAGGAACACAAUAGUCGUUUCACGCCUCGAAAGAUUUUAUGAGCAAGGAUAACUCAUUUUCGUUAAGAUAAUACGUUGAUUGUACAGCUGCGGUCUUUUCCGUAAACGUUGGACAUUGGAAAUACAGUUGGGAGAAAAUCAACUGGCCACCAAUAGGUUACUUUUUUAACUACGAUCUCUAUUCAGAGAUAAUUGAUUCGAAUAACUUUAUUUGAAUAAAGAUUGGAAGGUUAAAUAAAUUUCUUUCUAUUGUCACAUACAUGGUAUGUAAACUUUACUUUCCUGAACACUGUCAUUGAAAAUAUCUUCUGAAUAAAUCUAAAAAAAGAAAAAAAUGCGACACCUGGGUCAUAAUAUUACUUUUUUAAAGUGACAAAUGGUACGCAUCGAUAACAGCAUUCAAUCAGGGUUAAAAAAUGCUGAUAAUGGUUAUGUGACUUCAGAAUGAAACUGUUAUUACAGACAGUCAACCAAAGUAGGGCGUUUAGUAUUACAGAUAGGAGAUGAAUUAAUAGCGUCUGGAGUGAAUAAGACGAUUUAUUACGACUCAACGAAGUCCAAAAAUGUAAAACUGAUUCUUUCUAAUUUCAACGAAUCGUAAUAUUUCAACCAACUUUGAUUUCAACUUUUAAACAAUGCAUACUCUUUCAAUUCUGUUUGUAUACCUGUAUCUAUACGAAGAAUAACACAGGAAUAUGCAAAUAUAUAAUGAAACAAUCAAUCUGGAAUCCUCUCGUAUCCAACAAAAAAUAUAAAAUUAAAAUUAUCUCACUGUCGAUAACGUGUGUUCGAAGAUGGCGCGGAACGCUAACCUGUAACUUUCUGAACGCUCGGAGAAAAUCGUGUGAACCGAUAUUGAUAAAUAAAAGGAAAAAAGAAAUGAGCUUAUUGUCAUUUCACUUGUCACGUAGAAGGCCAACCCAAUUGAACCACGAAACGCUAAUCUAUCGAAAUAAAUUCACGUUAACUAUAUAAAACAUCCGACACUCGAUCUUCGUUGAUAUUCUAUACCGAAAAGUUGCUACUUUGCAAUUCUAGAAUCAAACGUGCAUCGUACAUGUUAUUGUUCACGUUCGAUGCAGCUUUUUUAUAAUUUAAUUACUAUACGGAACAACGAACGUCGUAUACAAUUUCAGGGCGUGGUUUGACUCAUUCGUAAAUAAAGUUGGUGCAUUGGAGACUCGUGCGUAAAGUGACAGUAGCGAGAAAUUUAUCUAGUUUGUCGACGAUUCGUUUGUUGGUUAAUCAGUGAGCAUUCGAGCCGUUUCUCGAUCACUGCUGCUUGAAUGUAGAAUCGUGGAUGUCCAAGAGGGCUACGGCCGGGGUCUGAAAACUCAGUGCAAAGGAAUUUCUAGAGUUCGGAGAUAAGGAAUUUAUGAGUCAGCCAUUCAGUCCUGACACAUCGACCUACGAAACAUAUUCGACGACACCUCGAGAAUAAAAACUCUUCGACUUUCGGGCUCGAAAGUGUUAGAAUAACAUUUUUCAAAGGACAAUUCACUUCGUCGACUUACUAGAACGACAAACUCUGUUACACAACACUACUCACAUCUACAGUUUGUAAAAAUUGUACUCUAUGAAAAAUGUCGAAUGUCAGUGAUUUGGAGCAACACAUUGCAAGCUUGCAAAUUAAUCAUAGAGAUGGUGUUAAAACUGUUAAGCCUGGAAAAAAAGUAGGACCAGCUGUACCACCAAAACCAAAAAAAUCACAACCUCAGAUACCACAAAGUUACACCAUAAAGGCUGCAUCCGUGCCAUCUUACAGUACAGUACUUAAUAAUUCUGGAACAAAUGAAAAGCCAUCAAAUUUGUAUGUAAACUCUCCCUCUCCAUAUGUACCAUUGAACAUAGAAAAAAAUGAUUUUUCAUUGUCAUCCUCCACAAAUGGAAAAGAUACAUCUAAAAUUUAUCAGAAUAAUGAUAACUUUUACACACAUCAAGCAGAAGAAAAGUUUGAACCAAAAUAUGGAUAUGAUGAAAAAAAUUACUACUCAAAUGUUGGAAAUAUGCCUGCUCCUCAAGUCCCAGUUGAUGAACAUUCAAGAUCAGUAAGAAAUGUUGUAUACAGCAACAUAGAUCCUCCUGUAGCAUCCAUGCCAGUUAAAACUGGAGGUAAAACUGAAAAGGACAUAAUUUACAGUAACAUUGAGUGGAAUUCUAAACCAGAAAAUACAUAUUGCAAUAUUCCUUCUGCUCAUGAUGACUUACCACCACCGCCAGAACCUUCGGAGUAUGUUCCUUGUGUUCCGAGUAGCUCCUUUCCACCACCACCAGAAGAGCUGCCGCCUCCGCCAAGUCCUGUUUCGUCCAGCUAUAGCGAACUAAGACGUGCCACCUAUCAAACUGAUUUUCCUUCGGACAAUUACCCAAACGAUAUUUAUGGUCCCAGUUCACAGUCUAGUUCAACAUAUGAAUCUAUAUACGAACCCAUUAAUCCUAGACCGCCAUCCCAGUUGUCUUGCAAUUAUUCUAUGUACUCUGGUUAUGGAUCCGCUACAUCGACUCAACCGCAAGGAAAAGUAUCUCCAGUUAAGGAAGUGGAUGUCUUGACCGACUUAUUAGUUCAAGGUAUGGAGGACAAUGCCGAAGAUAGCGACAUUUAUGGAAUUUGCGCACAGUGUGGCCGUAAAGUUGAAGGUGAAGGUGCCGGUUGCUCUGCGAUGGAUAAAGUGUUCCACAUUGAUUGUUUCUGUUGUUAUGUUUGUAAAGUUAAUUUGCAGGGUAAACCAUUCUAUUCUUUGGAGAGCAAACCGUACUGCGAAGAAGAUUAUCUGAAUACAUUAGAAAAGUGUUGUGUUUGCACCAGACCGAUAUUGGAUAGAAUAUUAAGGGCUACAGGCAAACCUUAUCAUCCAUCUUGCUUCACGUGCGUAGUUUGUGGUCAAAGCUUGGAUGGUAUACCGUUUACAGUGGAUGCUACAAAUCAAAUUCAUUGUAUACAGUGCUUUCACAAAAAGUUUGCGCCACGCUGUUGCGUGUGCAAGCUACCGAUCACGCCAGAACCAGGGCAAGAGGAAACAGUUCGGGUCGUCGCACUGGACCGUAGUUUCCAUAUACAAUGUUACAAGUGCGAAGACUGUGGUUUGGUCCUGUCCUCAGACUCCGAGGGUCGCGGUUGCUAUCCUUUGGAUGACCAUGUAUUAUGUAAAAGUUGCAAUGCAACUCGUGUGCAAGCACUUACAUCACAUAUGACGACAGAAUUAUGAAUCACAUAAAUACGCAAUAGCUAUAGACAUCAUUUCAAGCCAUAUAUUACAUUGUUAUACUUGUAGCUGCAGUUUUACAAAUUUUUAACUUUUUCAGAUAAGUAUAUUCUUUGAAAAUAUUGA
Molecule: messenger RNA, 3372 nt
Organism: Hylaeus anthracinus
Lineage: Eukaryota; Metazoa; Arthropoda; Insecta; Hymenoptera; Colletidae
Gene: Zyx
Product: thyroid receptor-interacting protein 6
Exons: 7
Coding region: 1627-3249 (540 amino acids)
Biological process (GO): cell-cell adhesion
Cellular component (GO): stress fiber; focal adhesion
Source: RefSeq, a predicted model, not a curated record